Fusarium subglutinans is the source of this 1425-nucleotide messenger RNA. RefSeq lists its product as uncharacterized. Gene Ontology annotation, molecular function: protein binding. The transcript has a single exon. The record is from RefSeq and is a predicted model, not a curated record. Bases 1 to 1425 code for a protein of 474 amino acids. Lineage: Eukaryota; Fungi; Ascomycota; Sordariomycetes; Hypocreales; Nectriaceae.
AUGGCGCCCAUAUCAUUUCUCGACUGCCCCCAGGAGGUGCAGCUCCACAUCGCUGAUUUCAUUCCCCCAAGCGAUCUGGCCAGGCUCUCAUUGACCUGUCGUGCCCUGCAUAGCCUCAACGAGCCUGUGGUUUAUUCCUCCGUCAAAUUUCAAUGGGCCAGGGAGUUCCACCCGCCUAUCACUCAAUUACUCCAGCUACUCCGAACACUGCUAGAAAGGCAGGACUUGUGCCCUUUGAUACGCCAUGCCGACUUUGAAGGCUUUGGCUACAUCGAUGAAAUUGGCUCGUAUCGCUCAGAUUGGACAGAAGAGACUCCUGAUCCUCCACCUGUCAUCCCAGGGCUUCCCGCCGACCAACUCUCUGCGGCCAUAGGGAAAACAGGCGUUUCAGAGGCUGUCGCCGAGCAGUGGUGUAGAAAGGUCCAAUGUGGAUCUCCUGAAGCUUCGGUCGCGGUUCUCGUUUCUCUACUACCAAACCUGGAACGACUUUGUCUUUCCUCCAAUUGGACUAAUGACACGAGUUUCCUUGGGCAUAUGCUUCGAGCUGCUCUAUGUGAAAAGCCUGAACAUGCAUCAAAAGCAAGUUUACUUUCUUUUACUUCGUUGAAGCGCGUAUCACUUGCGCCAAUGUUCGACGAAGAGGGCCAUCUUGAUCCAAGUAAUACAGCAGAUGCCCUGGCUUUGUUCUACCUGCCCAAUAUUGAGACUCUCUCCGUAUCUAUUGACAACCCCAUCAACUUCACUUGGCCCUCCUCUUCACCCCCAAAGCCAACGUCGCUAGAAUCCCUUGAGAUCUUUCGGCUACGAGAAAGCCGUCUGGCGCCAGUUUUAUCAGCAACGAUGAACCUGAAGAAGCUACAAUACAACUGGAUGUACCGUCCAGACCUCGACAAAGUGGUCAGCAAGCAUGCUGUGAUGUUGGACGCAUUAUCUAAAGCCCUUCUUGAGACCAAAGACUCACUUGAGGAGCUUGAUAUCACCGCAGAGAGCUUCCCGGCACUGUCGCAUGGCAUGUACGAGCCGCCAGACGUCACGUUCCAAGGGUCAAUCUCUCGACUCCGUGAGAUGCACAAGCUAAAGACUCUUCAUAUACCCUGGACGUUUCUCACUGGAAGGAAAGGAUAUUCUACCGGCCCUGGUCUCAUCGGGGCUGCAGUUCCGCCAAACGUUGAACACUUGGCGUUGGACGGUUUUUUCAUGUGGUCUGAGGAUGAUGACUAUGACGAGGAUGCAGAUGAACUGAUGGUUGAAGGCUUUGCAAGCGAACUCAAGAGCGGCGCUUUAUCGCAUGUGAAAUCACUGGAAAGCGUUUGCUUACCAGGGUCAUUGUAUGUUGGUGGGUUGUCAGACAUUUGCGAGAAUAAGAUGAAAGCCCUUGAGAAAUGGUUUGGAUUGGCAUUGAGCUAUGAUAAGAGAAGAAAGUGA